GGUUGUUUGGGUGAAAAAAGCCCCGUAGGUCUGAGGUAAGAAGGAUCGAGUCACAGUGCUUGCAACUCACAUAUAGUGCGCGCGAGGGGUCGAACCCGACCGACAACAACAACAACAACAACAACAGUACAACAGUACUAUCGCCAAUUCUCGAGCACUCACUGUACGCUGAUUCUGUCCGCGAUACAAGGAACAACUUCGCACUAUUCUAAUACUUCCAAGACGUCCAAGGUUGCAACAUGGCUGAAGCAGUGAAAGACGCUGUGAAGGAGGUCACCGACAACGUUAAGAACCUUGCCGUGUCUGGUGAGGCCAAGCCAAAGAAGGAGAAGAAGGCCAAAAAGGGUGCAGAGACCGGGGAUGGCCGACCGCUCGAACUCAGCCCACCCGCUGCGUUCAUCGACCACCGGGUCAAGAUCUUCGAACAAUUGAAGGCCAAAUACGACGAGGAAAUCGCCCAGAAGCCGCGCGAGAAGAUCGAAAUCACUCUCGGAGACGGAAAGGUCCAUGUCGGAGAAUCAUGGGUCACCAGCCCGGCAGACAUUGCGCGCGGUAUCAGCAAGAGCUUGUUCGAGCGCACAGUCAUCGCUCGGCUGGACCACGGCACACCAGACGAGACGCUGUGGGAUUUGGAGAGACCCUUGGAGAAGAGCUGCAAGCUGGAACUCCUAGAUUUCGACCAUGAGGAGGGCAAGAGGGUCUUCUGGCACUCGAGCGCUCAUAUUCUCGGCGAGGCCUCGGAGCGAAGAUUUGGCUGUGACCUCUGCAUUGGCCCGCCAAUUGAGGACGGCUUCUACUACGAGAUGGCGCUGCCAGAAAAAGCUGCCGUCGAAAGCUCAGACUACAAACCCCUCGAGACCAUCGUCAGCAGCAUUGUCAAGGAAAAGCAAGUCUUCCAACGAUUGAGCCUUUCCAAGGAGGACCUUCUUGAGAUGUUCAAGUCAAACCCUUAUAAGCAGCACAUUAUCAAGGACAAGAUCCCUGACGGCACGUUCACCACAGUCUACCGCAAUGGACCGCUCAUCGAUCUCUGCCGAGGACCCCACGUACCGCACACGGGUCGCAUCAAGCAGUUCAAGAUCAUGAAGAACUCUGCUUCGUACUUCCUCGGAGAUGCCAACAACGACAGCUUGCAGCGCAUCUAUGGUGUUUCGUUCCCAGACAAGGAUCGCAUGCAGGAGCAUCUCAAGUACCUCGAGGAGGCUGCUAAGCGUGACCAUCGCAAGAUCGGCAAGGAACAGGAACUUUUUUUCUUCCACGAGUACAGCCCGGGCUCUUGCUUCUUCUUGCCGCACGGAAUGAUCAUCUACAACACGCUCAACGCUUAUCUGAGGGAACAGUACUGGAAGCGCGGCUACCAGGAGGUUGGAUCACCAAAUAUGUACAACUCGGCGCUGUGGAAGACCUCCGGUCACUGGCAGCACUACUCAGAAGACAUGUUCACAUUCGAGGUCGAAAAGGAGAAGUGGGCGCUUAAGCCCAUGAACUGCCCCGGUCACUGCCUCAUCUUCGGGCACCGCGAGCGAAGCUACCGCGAGCUUCCCAUUCGGAUGGCAGACUUCGGUAUCCUCCACCGAAACGAGGCCUCCGGUGCGCUCUCCGGCCUGACCCGGGUGCGCCGAUUCCAGCAGGAUGACACCCACAUCUUCUGCACAGAGGACCAGAUCACCGAGGAAAUCACCCAGCUCUUCGACUUUCUGCGCGAAGUAUACGGCAAGUUCGGCUUCACCUUCAAGCUCAAGCUGAGCACGCGGCCCGAGGGCUUCCUGGGCGAGAUUUCGACCUGGGACAAGGCUGAGGCCAAGCUCACCGAGGCCUUGAACCAGUUCACCGCGGAGGGAGGCGGCGCCUGGGAACUUAACCCCGGCGACGGCGCCUUCUACGGCCCCAAGAUCGACAUCACCAUCCAGGAUGCGCUGCGCCGCGACUUCCAGUGCGCCACCAUCCAGCUCGACUUCCAGCUGCCCCAGCGCUUCGAGCUCGAGUACAUGACGUCUGAGGCGCGCCCGAAGACGGACAAGGAGGCGGCGGAAAAGCCGAAGGAGGAGAAGGAGAAGCAUGAUCGGCCCAAGGAGCUCGCCGAGGCCGAGAACGAGGUCAUCAAGAAAACACCCGCGCCCCCGCCGGGUUACGCCCGCCCCGUGAUGAUCCAUCGCGCCAUCUACGGCUCCUUUGAGCGCUUCAUCGGCAUCCUCACCGAGCACUUCGCCGGCCGCUGGCCCUUCUGGAUCUCCCCGCGGCAAGUCAUGAUCAUCCCCGUCAUGCCCGCGGUUAACCCCUACGUGCAGGAAGUCCAGGCGUUGCUCCGCGCGCAGGGGCUCCACGCCGACAUCGACAUCAGCGGCAACACAAUGCAGAAGAAGAUCCGCACCGCGCAGCUCGCGUUGUACAACUUCAUCAUCGUAGUUGGCGCCGAGGAGCGGGAGAACAAGGCGGCGAAUGUGCGCAAUCGCGAUGACCAGGAGAGCCAGAAGAGGGGCGAGGUCAUCCCGCUGGAUGAGGUGGUGAAGAAGCUGGUCAAGCUGAGGGAUGAGCGGAGGCUGGAGAAUAAGAUCUAGGAGGUGGGCCGUGUUUUGGAGAUGUUUCCGGGAGUGAUGGAUGCAUGGAGUAGGUGGUGUAGCAGGACUUAGGGGUGGUGAAGGCAUCAUGUAGGCGUGGUAGGAGGCAUGUGCGCGCAUCCGUGCAGUGCAGUGCAAUAGCAAAAGGAAAACAGUGCAUCCC
Messenger RNA from Paraphaeosphaeria sporulosa, 2721 nucleotides. Its product is annotated as threonyl-tRNA synthetase. The record is from RefSeq and is a predicted model, not a curated record. Gene Ontology annotation, biological process: threonyl-tRNA aminoacylation. Bases 240 to 2558 code for a protein of 772 amino acids. Gene Ontology annotation, cellular component: cytoplasm. The transcript has 4 exons. NCBI's taxonomy places the organism in Eukaryota, Fungi, Ascomycota, Dothideomycetes, Pleosporales, Didymosphaeriaceae. Gene Ontology annotation, molecular function: ATP binding; threonine-tRNA ligase activity.